Messenger RNA from Closterium sp. Yama58-4, 900 nucleotides. The record is from the annotation of a GenBank genome assembly. Lineage: Eukaryota; Viridiplantae; Streptophyta; Zygnematophyceae; Desmidiales; Closteriaceae.
AUGAAACUAACUUCUUUCUGUGUGUUCCUUUCUCUUAGCGCAGCGGAAGUGGCGGAAGGGAGCUCGCGGGGGCUGCGGCGAACAAAGGAGGCUUUCACGUGCAGGAGGACUUCGGAGGAGGCAGCAACGGCAGAGGAGGAGCGACGACGGGAGAAAGGGCUCUUCCUCGUCUUUCUUUGUGCAGGAGCUUGCGGCAACAACGGCAGGAGGAGGAGCGACUACGGGAGAAAGAGCUCUUCCUCGUCUUUCUGUGUGCAGGAUUUAGCGGCAGCAGCGGCAGGAGGAGGAGCGACAACAGGAGAGAGUUCUCUUCCUCUACUUUCUCUGCGGCAGCAACGGCAGGAGGAGGAGCAACAACGGGAGAGAGAGCUCUUCCUCUUCUUUCUCUGUGCAGGAGGUAGCGGCAGCAACGGCAGGAGGAGGAGCGACAACAGGAGAGUGAGCUCUUCCUCUACUUUCACUGUGCAGGAGGUAGCAACAGCAACGGCAGGACGAGGAGCGACAACGGGAGCGUGGGAGCAACAACGGGAGAGAGGAGCCCGACCGUACGCUGGUGCACGGGAGCACGGCGACAUAUUAUGGGAACGCGUGGCGACGAAUGGCGAUGAACGGGAGACGCGCGGCGACGAACAGAGACACGCGGCGAACGAAUGGGGACGCAUGGCGCGGCACGGCCGAUGGUUUUCAGGCGCGCGCACGGCGUGUCCUGCUGGCGAGGCGCUUCUCUCUGCCGUGGGGUAUUUGCCUCUGACGGCCAAGAGGGGUCAAGAAGACGGCCAAGCUGCUGUGGAGGCUCAAGAAGACGGCCAAGCUGCUGUGGAGGCUCAAGAAGACGGUCAAGAAGCUGCUGUGGAUGUGCUGCUGUGGAGCCGCAAGAGGAUCUGUUUACACUUGGCUUAG